Messenger RNA from Hyposmocoma kahamanoa, 552 nucleotides. It is a transcript of the gene mRpL18, whose product is annotated as 39S ribosomal protein L18, mitochondrial. Lineage: Eukaryota; Metazoa; Arthropoda; Insecta; Lepidoptera; Cosmopterigidae. Gene Ontology annotation, biological process: translation. Gene Ontology annotation, molecular function: structural constituent of ribosome; 5S rRNA binding. The record is from RefSeq and is a predicted model, not a curated record. Bases 16 to 534 code for a protein of 172 amino acids. The transcript is spliced from 2 exons. Gene Ontology annotation, cellular component: ribosome; mitochondrion.
GAGAAGUCAUUCAUAAUGAAUUCCCUAAGAAGAAUAUGGGCCGUACCACUGUGCACACGGUUCAGUUCAUCAACUCCGCCCGAUUUUGUGAAUAGAAACCCUAGGAAUCUGGAACGUAUGAGAAUUGCCAGAAAACCUGAUGGUUAUCACUUGGAGAAACCUGGCAGGAAGUUCUGGCAUAAGCUAUCUAUAAAAGCGAGUCAACGCACUGUAACAGCAGAAGUAAUUCACUAUUUGAAUGGUUCAGUGAUAGAAGCAAAAACAUCUGAGUGGUGUCUUCGUAAACACUUGUACAGCAUCACAGAUACUUGCGCCUAUAUUGCACUGGGCAAAGUAUUCGCUCAAAGAUGUCUAGAAAGUGGUAUUACAGAAAUGUAUUGUGAUAUCAAACCUCUGCCAGGAGGAAAAGUAGAAAUGUUUCUAAAACAAGUUGUAGAUGGAGGGAUCAAGUUAGAAGAACCAGAGGUGUACAAAAAGCCGAACCCAUGGGAUCAAUUGCGGCCUGAAAAACCUUGGGAAGUUACCGAGUCGUAGUUAAUGUGAUUUUAGUAC